This is a messenger RNA of Mercenaria mercenaria, 4709 nucleotides long. RefSeq lists its product as uncharacterized. Gene Ontology annotation, molecular function: protein binding; GTPase activator activity. NCBI's taxonomy places the organism in Eukaryota, Metazoa, Mollusca, Bivalvia, Venerida, Veneridae. The record is from RefSeq and is a predicted model, not a curated record. The coding region runs from base 3 to 2813 and encodes 936 amino acids. The transcript is spliced from 4 exons. Gene Ontology annotation, biological process: signal transduction.
AUAUGAAAGGUGAUAUGAACAAAGAAAAUACUGUGGAGAGACUUCGUGACUUGAUAGAUAAGCUUCCCAUCUCAAACAGAAAAGCUUGUGAGAUUCUGAUUUGCCAUCUUCAAAGGGUUGCUUCUCAUGCUGAUGAGAAUGAUAUGAACUCAUGUCAUCUUGGAGCUAUUUUUGGACCAUUGCUUUUAAGACCUCAGAACAGUCAAGGGUUAUCAGCUGUAUCAGAUUUUCAAAAUCAGUGGCUUGUUGGCACACUCCUCAUAGAUUCUGCAGAAAGUUUGUUUGGUAAUGAAAUGGACUGGGAGGUAGAAUCUGGAGAAAGCACUGAUGAAAUGUAUCCGCAAGAGAUGAAGAAUAUUGCCGGAAAAAACUCAAUGGUUCCAGAAGAGCUUAUGUUGAAUCCACGUGAUAUAGCCAUGUACUUGAAGGCCCUUGAGGAAGGUAAAGAAAAGGAUAAAUGUGUCAGGGUUAUGGUUGUUGGUCACUAUGCACAGGGUAAAACAUCACUUACAAGAAGGCUUUUCGGACAGACUAUCGAAGGAGUUGAAAGCACAAAUGGCAUUGAAGUACACAGCAAACAAUGUCAAAACAAAGGAUUCCACUGGGAUGACAAACCACCGAUAGGGCAUGAAGAUGAUAUGAUGAAUCGACUUGUCAAGGUGGCACUUUUGACUGAGUCGCUGAAUAAAAAUGAGGAACACAUUGAUGAUAUUUCAGAUGACUCUUUAGAUAAAACAACUGGAGCUAUGGGAAAACAAAUGGUAAACGAAGUAGAUGUGGCUGCUCUUGAGAAGUCCAGAGAGGCAUUGUAUGAAACAGAAACAGUUUUGAACGAACCUAUGGCAGAAAGAUCAAUUGAAAAGAACAGUUCUAACUUGUUUGAAUUGAUUUAUGACAAGGAUUCAGUUGCACAAUUCGCACAAAAAUUGAAUGCCAACAAAAAGAGAAUGUCAACAGAAGUUGAUGAAGACACUAUCAUUGAUAUAAAUGUUUGGGACUUUGGUGGACAGUUUAUUUACUACGCUACGCAUCAAGUCUUUCAUUCAAAAAAUGCAAUAUAUCUCCUAGUUUUCAAUCUGAAAGAACCUCUAGACAGCAUGUUAAUAGAUGAAGACUUUCCAAACAGCCAGUAUACAAUGAAAAGUUCCCUUACAUACUGGAUGGAGUCAAUACAUUCAUUUGUAGCAUCGCAAGAUGGCAAAGAACCUGUUGUCAUUCUAGUUGGAACACACAAGGGAGAUUGUGCUGGAAAUGAAAAUAAACAACUUGAAGCAGCGAUGGAAAUUUUAUGUACAGCCAAAACAAUCAGUCAUCUAUAUCCAUCAUCGUUUGCAGUAGAGUGUAAGGAUCCUCACGAUGAGUCUUUGGAACAGUUGAGAAAUGUUAUAUAUAAAGUUGGCCUGGCGAAGACCCAGCAUAGAAUGAUUCCAGCUAAAUGGAUUCCACUGGAGAAGAAACUGUUUGAAUUGAGAAAUAAGAAAAUUAUACGACUGGAAGAUGUACUGAAGCUGGAUUCUGAAAACAGUCAUCCUAUUCAAGAUGAAGAACAAGUUAAGUUGUUUCUUAAAUACCAUGGCGAGAGAGGGAGUUUGAUUUUCUUUGACGAAGAAAAGCUUCAUGAGUUUGUCGUGCUUGAUCCACAGUUUCUUAUUGAUGCAUUUAAGUGCAUUAUCACUUCCAAACGUUUCUACAGAUGGAGGCCAAAUCUACAUCAUCUUGGUAAUAAGCUCAUUACAAGUGGUGUUCUGGAAAUGGAUCUCUUGGAUGAAGUCUGGGGAAAUGAUGAAACAAAUCAGUUUUAUGCUUUCAAGGACGUUCUAAUAGCAUUUAUGCAAAGGCUUAGAAUACUUGCAGAGAUAAAAGACAUAAAUGGCUCUACUGGAUCAGAUCAAAGUGGGAAUGUUGCGAGAUGUUUCCUUGUUCCAAGUCUCCUGAAAUGUAAAGCUGAAGAAGAAGUGGUGAAAGCAUUUCUUCCACCAUGUAAAAGAAAAUCAAAUGUCUCGCUUGUUUUGGAACUAGAGAAUAGCUCGGUUCUUCCACUCAUAUAUCAGAGAGUUACAGCUGCUGUUCUAGCAAAAUGGCCACCAGUUUAUUUCCCCAAAAGUGACCCGCUGUUGUUUCAAGAUGUUGGAGCAUUUUUGUUGAACUAUGAGCAUGCGGGGUUGAUAACUGUAAGCAAAGAUGGCUUAGACAGUGAUGGCUUAGAGAUAACGGUCGUCAAUCUGUGCCCAACAAGCGCUGUAGAUGCAAGGGUCUGUGAACAAUUUCGAAGAUACAUCGAAAUGGUUGUAUUGCUUGAAUUUGAAAAGUUUUUGAGCAGUUCAAAAGAUGACUUGUAUAGAUAUUAUUUGCGAUGCAACCAUUCUGAACAUGGGUACAAAGGUAGUUUUCAUGUACAUGACUUGAAGCAAGUGAGGGGCAACAAAGAUGUACAUUGUCCUGAUCAUGGCAGUCACGUGGUAAACGUGAAGGAAAGCAUUGACCAAUGGUUCAAGAAAGAAACUACAUUGUCAGAUGAAAGUCUUCCAGAUCGAGAACUAACUGACAAAGAGCUUAGCAAAAUAGCACAAGCAAUAGGGAAAAACUGGAAAUUGCUUGGAAUAGAUCUUGGACUUGGGCAAGAUGAUGUGGAUCGUUGUGAAAUAGACCACUUUGCAUCAGGGGUCAAAACAACAAUUUAUUACAUUUUGAAAGAAUGGAAGAAAAUAUGUCCGGGAAAAACUUCAAUGAAAUACCUUAUUACACAGAUGAAAGAAUGUGAAGGACUUACUGUAAACUGGGACAGAAUAAACAACCUGAUUGAUAACUUUUGAUAUGCUAUAUCCUGAAAAUACAAGAGUAUUUCUUCUUGCAGUAAUUCAUGUAUUAUUCCAAUUGAAAAUGCGUAUUUUGCUCAUCUGAAGCAGAGGUUCAGUUGAGCUAUUGUGACAACUAACAACUUUUUCUCCUGAACAUCAUGAUGGAUCAUCACCAACCUUGGUCUGUAGCAUCCAUGUCAGUUCCUCUCUCUCAAGUUUAUUCAAAUGGUUCUGCUUGACUGAUUUUAGGGACCGCCAGUGCUGAAAAUACAAAACCCUUAUAACGACUUCUUCUCAUGGUAUUUGGAUCGUCACCAAAGUUGGUAUGUAGCAUUCUUGUGAAGUCCUCUCUCAAAGUUGUUCAGAUGGUUCUGCUAGCUGAUUUUAGGUGCCGUCAGAGCUAAAAAUAAAAAAAACCUUUAAACAACUUCCUCAUGAAUGGUUGAUGGAUCAUCACCAAAGUUGACCUGUAGCAUCCUUGUAGCGUUUACUCUCAUAUUUGUUUAAAUGGUUCCGCUUGAUUGAUUUUAGGGGCCACUAGAGCUAAGAAUGGAAAAACCUUAAAGAACUCCUUCUCAUGAACCACUGGAUGGAUCAUCACCAAACUUCGGCUAUAGUUUUCUGGUGAGGUCCUCUCAGAUUUAUUAAAAUGUUUACACUUGACUGAUUUUAGGGACCGCCAGAGCUAAAAUAGAAAACCUUUAAAUGACCUCAUCUCAUGAACUGCUUGAUGGAUUGUCACCAAAUUUGGUUUAUAACAUCCUUCUGUGGUCCUUUCCUACAUUUGUUCAAAUAGUUCAGUUUGGCUGUCUUUAGGGAGCCGUCAGAGCUAAAAGUAGAAACAGCUUUGAACAACUUCUACCCAUGAAAGCCUUGAUGGAUCAGCACCAAACAUUGUGCUUAAAAUUAAACCAGUACAUAAGAGACCUAGAUCUCGACAUACAUGACAUCGACAUUGGGCACAGAAAAUACAAGCCUGGAAAGAACAGAUUAGUGAUAGUUCGAUUUAUUUCAAGAACUGUAAAAAACAAAAUCAUACAAAACCGCAAAUCACUUGCUGGAUCUGAUAUCUUUGUGAACGAAGACCUUACGGCUUUAAAUCAGGAAAUAUUGAGCAGUGUUCAGUUGAAACGCAAAGAAGAUAUAUUGUACGCAUACACGUAUAGUGGUAAAAUCGUUGCCAAUUGGAAAACUGACAACAAAGUAACUCAGAUUCACUUUGAGAAUUUCGGGUACUGGCUAAAUUUGAAGUGACCCGAAAGGAGAACCUAAACACAAAAAAGACAAAAGUCACGGCUGUGACCACGACUCCUCAUUAUCUUGAUUUCAAGCUGUUUAAACUUUACAUAUCGGGACACGUACGAUAAAACUACAGGUAAUGUAAACGAUUACCUGGUGUUGCAAAAUCAAAUGAACAGGCAUAGUUAAUAAACAUUUCAACUUCUGAUAUGAGCAAAGAAAAACAUUUUUAUUAAACAAUUUCCAAACGCUUUCAUUUUCCUACCUAACUUUUAUAGUAAAAUUUAGUUUUUUAAAUCGUAAUACUAGUAUCACGGGAGGGGAUCCAACAUAUGUAUUCCCAAAUGGGCACCGCUUAAAAUCAUAUGUUGUGCUUCCGGUAGUACAUAUGUGGUAAACAUUUCACAGAAAAAUACGUGAGAUUUUUAUUUGUGAUUGAAUAUUGUGAAAAUGACAUUGUUUUGCCAAAAAUUCGCGAUGCAGUGCAACCGAGUAUACAUUACCUAGCAUGUAAGUGCAUUUACCUUACCUGUAUUUGUAGAAAUGACGGAGAAAAACGUAUCCUCCGUGAAGCGGUAUAACUGAAAAAUAGAAUCAUUUUUAUCAACUGGUGGAAAUAUGUUGUUUAGUUGCCCUGCGCCUGCUUAAUUUUGCCCUCGCAACCUUCCGUAU